AUGGCAGGCGGUGCAGGCAUUACCCCUUCUGUUGUUGCAUCUAAUGGCAACAUGGAACGCAGUCCAGAACUAGAUGGAGGCAGUAACCACAGGCCAGGAGUGGAGGCAAGGGGAUUGCUUGUGACUCCAACACGGCCAAAAGCAGUAAAAUCACUAUCCUCAACAGGUGAUGGAGAAGCAAACCGAAGACCUCGUGGAAGGCCGGCUGGAUCCAAGAACAAGCCUAAACCCCCCAUUAUCAUCACAAGGGACAGUGCAAAUGCACUCCGGGCACACGCAAUGGAAGUGAACUCUGGCUGUGAUGUAAGUGAGAGCUUGUUAAGCUUUGCAAGGAGGAAGCAACGGGGCAUUUCUGUACUCAAUGCAACAGGUUGUGUAACCAAUGUCACGUUACGCCAACCAACUUCAUCAGGUGCAAUUGUCACACUGCAUGGCAGGUUUGAGAUUCUAUCAUUGCUUGGAUCAGUUCUGCCUCCACCAGCACCACAAGGGGUGGCUGGCCUUACAAUCUAUCUCGCAGGGCCUCAAGGGCAGGUUGUGGGAGGGGGAGUGGUUGGUGCACUGAUUGCAUCAGGCCCUGUGGUGAUCAUGGCUGCAACUUUCAUGAAUGCUACUUUUGAUCGCUUGCCACUAGAUGAUGAAGAAGUGGUUCCUGCUGCUGCAGUUCAGAGCCAGCAGUACCAUAACAGUAGGCAGCGCCACCAUGUUGAUUGUUCAGAUAUCUAUGGACUGCCACAGAAUUUGCUUACUAACGGUACUUUGCCUACUGAAUUUUAUUCGUGGGCACCAGGUCGCACUCUAUCAAAGUCCUAG
Messenger RNA from Coffea eugenioides, 813 nucleotides. RefSeq names its product AT-hook motif nuclear-localized protein 16. The coding region runs from base 1 to 813 and encodes 270 amino acids. NCBI's taxonomy places the organism in Eukaryota, Viridiplantae, Streptophyta, Magnoliopsida, Gentianales, Rubiaceae. Gene Ontology annotation, molecular function: DNA-binding transcription factor activity; minor groove of adenine-thymine-rich DNA binding. The transcript has a single exon. Gene Ontology annotation, biological process: vegetative to reproductive phase transition of meristem. The record is from RefSeq and is a predicted model, not a curated record. Gene Ontology annotation, cellular component: nucleus.